AUGACUUCCUCUCGGCGCCCAACGGUGCCAAUACGGCGUCGAGUGCGGAGGCCCGAAACCCCGCCCCCGGCCUAUUCUGAGCACGACAUGGUCACCUCAACCCAACUGGUUCCUUACGAGGACGAUGAGCAAAGCGCUCUUUCGGCAAAUGGUCCGCGUUGCCAAUCGACCCGCUACUGCAGGAAGCACGAAUGUGGUGUGGAAGGGAGGUAUUGCACCGCGCACGAGUGUGGCUGGCGGGACUGUGAUUAUCCUCGGAACGGCCUCUCGAACUUCUGCGAACACCAUACCUGCCAGCUUGACGGCUGCCACUCGCUUAGUCCCGAGGACGAGUAUCGAUACUGCGAGGCGCAUACCUGUCGGAGCGAGCGCUGUGCCGAGCAGCACGAGCUUCCUUCCAAGUACUGCUCUAAACACAAAUGCCAUGUCGACGGUUGCAUGCGGGGAUUCUUGAAACCGAGCGACUUCUGCCCCAACCACCAGUGCGCCGUCGGCCGGUGCAAGGCAGCGCGAAGAGAAGAUAGUAGUCUAUGUCCGCGCCAUGAGUGCGCGACUGGGGACUGCCAUUUACGACGACUCGAAAAAAGGUGUCCAGAUGCGCACCUCGAGGGCUUCCGCCACUGUGAUCCGCACAAGUGCCGAUCGUGCGAGAGGCCGUCUAUUCCGGAGAGCGGAUGCCCCCAGGCUCGGAUAGACGACUCGACAUGGUGCUCACGUCAUAUUUGUCACGCGGACGAAUGCGUCGAGCGGGCGCUUGUUAGCGACGGAUACUGCAGCGAUCACACCUGUGCUAAAGGAGAAUGCGUCGAGGGUUUAUACAAGACUGAGGAUCCAGGCUGUCUUCUGGUGGUUUCGAAGCUGGCGCACUGUGUUGAGCACGAAUGUCCACGACGUACCUGUCCCUUCCCGCGGUUCUGGGACGAUGAAAAGGGCGAGAGGAAACAUAUGUGCUGCAAGGACCACACGUGUCGCCAAGACGAGUGUUAUGCCCCGGUGGCCCGUAAUAAGGAUUUCUGCGACGACCAUCUUUGCCCAUUUACCGAAGGCUGCGUGUGGCCCCGGUGUCGCCGGGAACUAUGCUGCAACCCAUGCAUCCCCCGUAGCCUGUUCUGUGCAAGCCAUGUCUGCGCUCGCAAAGCCGGGUGUAUCGACGAGCCGGUGGAAGGGGGCCAGUUUUGCCAGCGACAUACAUGUGCUCAACCUGGUUGCUUGGAUCGCAGCAGUGAUAGUGGUUUCUGCCUCGAUCAUAUUUGUAUGUGGGAGGAAGGAUGCCCGAACGGCCGUGGUGGCCCGGACCAUACCUAUUGUGAAGAUCACACGUGUACGCGACGAGGAUGCAUUAAUCGAUGUAAAGGACAUCACGGCCUUUGUUCCUCACAUGCAUGUAGCUGGAAUCAGGUGUGCAUAAGCACGCCGCUCGGUUCCGGGAACUUCUGCCGCCUACACACUUGCACCAAGGAAAGCUGUACCAGAGCGAGCGUGAUGGAAGAAAGCCUAUGUGGCCGCCACUCUUGCUCGUGGGACUCGACAAUCUGUCUCAAGCCGCGGUGGAAGCGAAGCAGUUAUUGCGAGGACCACACCUGCGGCGAGAUGGGCUGCGGGUUCUCCCGUAUUCCCGGCGGAUCGUACUGCGUGGACCAUUCCUGUCAGGCAUCCAAGUCUUGCACCGGACAGGCGGAGCUGGGGAGCGAUUAUUGCAUCGAGCAUAAAUGCAGCAGGCCCAACUGCAGGCUGAGGAGCCACCCGAUGGCGGGCUAUGACUUUGCGAGCUUGCAGAGUUUUCAAUCACAAUCACGCAGCGGCUACGGCCUCAUCGACCCCCUCGUCGCCGCAUCGCUUGCGCAAGUAAAUGCUCCAAGAGAGAACAGGAAUAACCCGAGGCAUGUCUCUAAGAAACGUCCUUGGGUAUCGUGA
Molecule: messenger RNA, 1914 nt
Organism: Hypoxylon fragiforme
Lineage: Eukaryota; Fungi; Ascomycota; Sordariomycetes; Xylariales; Hypoxylaceae
Exons: 10
Coding region: 1-1914 (637 amino acids)
Source: RefSeq, a predicted model, not a curated record